This is a messenger RNA of Periconia digitata, 353 nucleotides long. NCBI's taxonomy places the organism in Eukaryota, Fungi, Ascomycota, Dothideomycetes, Pleosporales, Periconiaceae. The record is from the annotation of a GenBank genome assembly.
UCCCCCUUCAUCGCGACUGCGCGCGCCGUACUUAUACACUAACCAUUCAAUGCGACAUGUCGUAUCUCUUCACACACAUAUACACACACACGGUAAUACUGGGAAGUGCGAAGACUGCGUGGGACAAAACUCUACCCCUCCUUUUCUUCAAUCUGGGGCAGUGCAGUGCGCUGGCACGCGACCACAGCACUGCGCCAGCCGAAUCAUCGUCUCUAUCUCGACCACGCUUUCCUUCUGCCGCCAUGCAUCGUGAACUUCUCCAAAACCUUCGGAUGGAUGAUACGGAGUUGGCGAGUGCAAGAUUGGCGAAUCGUGUGUCCUCAAUCGAAUGCCUGUUUCCCGAUGUCGUGUAA